AUGGCCUCUGUUGUCACCACUCGACCUUUCAGGCCCCUGACCUUCCCACAGGCCCUCGGAUUCGGAUUGAGGGCGCGCUAUACCCCCGUUGAAAAUGUGCCGACUCUGUUCGAUCAUAAAUUCCUAGUUGACCGCUAUAGUCCCAAACGAGCAGCCGUGACAGACUAUUACUCGAGACUACCGCCGGACGUCCUUCGAUGGUGUGUUAUUUCCAACGCCAGCAUCAAACGGCUGCCCAAAGCCGUGCUGCGCAAUCGACUCAAGCGACGAUGGGCCAGUGCUUUCGCGGAAGCUCUGAAGAGAGCUGGGUAUCACCAUAACGGCAGGAGGCGUUCGGGUCCCAAGGAUGGCAAAAACUACAUUCCAGGCCUGAAGGGUACUCUCGAAAUCCUGGUCUUUUCCGAACGUGGCAUCAACUGUCCCCAUGGCGAGCUUGUUGGUGCAUGUGGUGCUUUACUGAAGUCCUUGCAACGAAAGAAACAGCACUUGGACAAUACGAGUACCAAUGCCGCGGCUGAAAAGACCUCCCACGAGGACUCGACAGACCACGAAGGCGGUGAGGCUGUGCCGUCCUCCAUGUGGUCCCUCUGGGGGCGAACACUCUUUUGA
Molecule: messenger RNA, 609 nt
Organism: Fonsecaea erecta
Lineage: Eukaryota; Fungi; Ascomycota; Eurotiomycetes; Chaetothyriales; Herpotrichiellaceae
Exons: 1
Coding region: 1-609 (202 amino acids)
Source: RefSeq, a predicted model, not a curated record